GCGUCGUCUGCAGUCAGUCGGCAUCAUGAGCUCUGAGGAGGCUGACACCAUUGAGUUGGAUUCUUCAUCACACAUCCAGGUGGGCGCAGGCCUGGACGCCGGUGAUGACGGUCAUUUGUCUCCUACCACGCACUCCAACAGUGUGUAUGAGACCAGGUAUCAAAAGUCACUUCGGCAUUACCUGACCCGAGAAGCCUUACCAAAGGAGUCCCAUUACAGAAACCUCAAUUCCAUUGUUGACGGAUCUGGAGUUAGACCGACAUUGGAUGAUCUCCACAACAACACCCUCAGAGAAGAACAGCGACGUACUGGUGCAGACCCUGAAGCCGCAGCAGCUAAUGUUCGAGGAAAAGUAAUCAAGUUCGGAUGGCUGGAAGGCGUAUAUAUGCGAUGUCUCCUCAACAUCUGGGGUGUGAUGCUCUUCUUGAGAGUGUCCUGGAUGGUUGGGCAAGCUGGCGUUGUAUCUGCCAUUGCCAUUGUUAUUAUGGCAAACUUGGUCACCAUAAUCACCACCCUCUCAAUGUCUGCAGUUGCCACUAAUGGUAGAAUACAAGCUGGUGGUGUGUAUUACAUGAUAUCCCGAUCACUUGGACCUGAAUUUGGUGGGUCUAUUGGGCUGAUGUUCACGGUUGCAAACGCAAUCGCUGCUGCAACUUACAUCAUUGGUUUUUGUAAUUCGUUGUUGGAUUUGAUGAAAUAUUACUUCAAUAAUGCACAAAUUUUUGACGGUGGAAUCAACGAUACUCGUCUCAUUGGCACCAUCACAUUGAUUGCUGUACUUGGUCUGGCUAUUGUUGGAAUGGAUUGGGUCACCAGGGUACAGAUGGGUCUACUUUUCUUACUGAUCGGAGCACAGGUCGACUUUGUUGUUGGGGUGUUUAUGGGCCCUCUCACUGAUGAAGCAGCGUCUCAGGGAUUUGUUGGCCUCAAUAGUGAACUUUUAACUCGUAAUACCGGACCUGAUUAUCGGCCGUUUGAAGGUAAAGAGCAAGGCUUCUUUACUAUAUUUGGUGUGUUCUUCCCUGCUGUCACAGGCAUCGUGGCUGGAGCAAACCUCUCAGGUGAUCUAAAGGAUCCAGCAAGUGCUAUUCCUAAAGGUACACUCGGUGCUAUAUUUACCACCUUGGUGACAUACAUCAUCUAUCCAAUAUUAAUUGGAGCAUCAAUGAUGCCUGAUGCUAGUGGGGACGUUGACUUAUAUCGGGCGAACAUGAACAUAACCGCCAACUUUUGGGAAAACCCUGUGUUUACCAAUGAGUCAUGCAGUAAGAUUGGCAAAACUGACAAUGGAGUAGAGCUCUGUGAGUUCGGCACUCAAAAUAGUUUCCAAGUUAUGGAACUGAUGUCUGCCUGGGGACCUCUCAUCUAUGCUGGAUGUUUUGCUGCAACCCUCUCCUCAGCCAUUGCUUCCCUGGUUGGUGCUCCAAGAGUCCUGCAAGCCUUGGCCAAAGACAAGCUCUAUCCUGGUAUUUAUGGAUUUUCAAAGGGAUCUGGUGCCAAUAAUGACCCAGUUCGAGGUUACAUUCUUGUUUUUGUCAUCUCCCUGGCCUGCAUCAUGAUAGGUGACUUGAAUGUUGUGUCAACUUUACUGAGUAACUUCUUCUUGGCAUCAUACAGUCUCAUCAACUUCUCCUGCUUCCAUGCAUCCCUUAUCAAAUCUCCUGGUUGGAGACCAGGAUUUAAGGUUGGUUGGUUGUUUUCUACUUUGAUAAUUUAAUAUACGUAUGUAGA
This is a messenger RNA of Homarus americanus (American lobster), 1731 nucleotides long. Its product is annotated as bumetanide-sensitive sodium-(potassium)-chloride cotransporter-like. The record is from RefSeq and is a predicted model, not a curated record. Gene Ontology annotation, cellular component: membrane. Bases 26 to 1717 code for a protein of 563 amino acids. Lineage: Eukaryota; Metazoa; Arthropoda; Malacostraca; Decapoda; Nephropidae. The transcript has 12 exons. Gene Ontology annotation, biological process: sodium ion transmembrane transport; cell volume homeostasis; potassium ion import across plasma membrane. Gene Ontology annotation, molecular function: sodium:potassium:chloride symporter activity.